Molecule: messenger RNA, 1489 nt
Organism: Hemicordylus capensis (graceful crag lizard)
Lineage: Eukaryota; Metazoa; Chordata; Lepidosauria; Squamata; Cordylidae
Product: HLA class II histocompatibility antigen, DM beta chain-like
Exons: 5
Coding region: 202-966 (254 amino acids)
Biological process (GO): immune response; positive regulation of T cell activation; peptide antigen assembly with MHC class II protein complex
Cellular component (GO): MHC class II protein complex; membrane
Molecular function (GO): MHC class II protein complex binding
Source: RefSeq, a predicted model, not a curated record
AACAGCAGAAGUGCCGUGAGGACCGUCUCUGCCUCUCUCUUUUUGCAGCGCAGGGGCUCCUCCGCCUCGGGGAUCCAUUUCAGGAUCUGGGAUCAUCGAGGGAAAUCCGCUCCGGCGCUGCCCCUCCCCACGCAAGGAAAAGUUUGCAAAGCAGGUCUGGGAUCCAGGACAGGAGUGCAGCAGCAGGAGCGCAAAGGCAGGAUGAGGCCGACCUGGCUGCUGCUGCUGCUGGCUUGGCCACUGUGCCUGGCGCAGAGUCCCCCGCCACCAGAUCUCUACGUCCUGCGCAUGGAGACGGACUGCAUCCUGGCUGCAAACAGCCAGCUGCUCUGGGCCAAAUGGACUCUGUCCUUCAACAAGAUCCCCUUCGUCUGCUAUGACAACGAGGACCAGGAGUUCCUGCCGUGUGGCCUGGGCGCUACCUUCCCCUGGAACAACACUGCAGUCCCCAUCUGUGAACUCCUGAGCAAAAGUGCCCCUCACCAGCGAGACAUGAUGCGGACAGCUUGCCAGCAGCAGAGCCAGCCCCUGUGGAAGCAGACCGGUGCCAGGCUGACACCCCCAAAGAUCCGCAUUUACCCCGUCACCCCGCAGAACACCCCAGAACCCAUGAUGCUGGCCUGUAACGUGUGGGGGUUCUAUCCCAAAGAGGUGGCCAUUUCCUGGCUGAAGAAUGGGGUCCCCGUGAAGGAUGGGUCAGGCACCCCAGUGCACUUCAGCAAUGGCGACUGGACGUACCAGGCACGGGUCACCUUGCCUGUCAACCCCCAUGUUGGAGAUACCUACACCUGCCAAGUGACUCACGCAAGCCUUCCUGAGCCCAUGACCAAGAACUGGGCACCAGGUAUGCCUAUGGAGCUCAGACUGAGAGUUGGCGUUGCACUGGCGGUGCUGCUCUUGGGCAUUGCGUUCCUCAUAGCUGGCAUCAUCUUUUGGAGGAAGCGGAUCCCACCCAGAAGCCAGUGACUAACUGCACCAGCAUUGCAGCACUCCUCCCAGAGUCCCAGCCUUGCCUUCUCCGUCUCUGCUCCUUCCCCUUGGAGACCGGGAACUCCUGUACUUAUGCGGCUGGACAGCUGGCCCAAAGGAUCAGACCUGGAUUAUGGGGUCCUGUGCCUCCUAGGCACGCAGCAAGCUGAGAGAGAGGCUGGACUACAGCAGGCGUGCCCCACCUAAGGCUCUCCGGCUGUGGUUGGCCUACAACUCCCAUCACCCCCUGCCACAAUUUACUACAGCUGGGGCUGAUGGGAGUUGCAGUCCAGCAACAGCUGGAGAGCCUCAAGUUGGCCACCCCAGCCCCAGAGAGACCUCUCCCCAUCUCCCUGGACAGGCUGACAUCGGACACCCCCAGGAGAAGAGCAAUGCUGACUGACUGUUCUAGAUCUUACACCCUUUACCCUUGCGUGUCCAUCCUCCCACCCUCAAGUAUCCCAUUUCAAUUCCAAAUGAGCCUCUGUGUUAAGCAGCGGUUUUUCAGGGAAUUCUAGCC